UUGGAAAGGAAAAUGAAAAGUGAAAUAUAUGAAAUACUUACAUUCUCUAGGAAUUAGAGAAAGUUUAUAUAUAUUCUAUUUAUCUCGAUUAGUACUAAAUAAUGACAACAGGAAACGGAAAUGAUCAAUUAUUAUUUAAUUGAUAAAAUAUAAGUGUAAUUAACUUUUGUAACCAAAAGAGAGAAAAAGAAAAUAGUAGAAAGGAAAGAGAAAGAUUGUGUUUAACCAUACUAAAUAAAAGUCCUUUUAUCAAUUUGGACUUUUGUUAGAAAGGCUGAAUAAUUUUUCUUUUAAUGAAUGGAAAUAAAGAAAUGUUAGGCUUACCCAAAUAUUUCUUAAAAAGAUUUUAUAAUAUUUAUCUAUAGGCCUAAUCUUUUUUUUUUGGAUUACUGCCGUUUAGCCAAUAGGAUAAAUCAAAUAAAUCUAUUCAGAAAGGGAAAUUCACAGUUUUCUACCACAAACUUUACUGAAUUGAUCGAAAAGGCUUAUCCUAUUCGAAUAAUGUAUAAAUCGAUAUAGAAUAUUGCCAACUGGUGUUUAAAAGAUUAGAAGUUUUGGACAAAAAUACCAGAAAAUAUUAUAUUUUAUGAAAAAGUUGAAUUUAUUGGAUAUUUCAUUUAUUCAAGCAAAUAGUUAUACUUAUUUAAAUAUUUAAGAUUUAUUCAAGCUCAUGAAUAGUUCUUCAUUGAUUAGCAACGUAAUUGCUACAACAACAACAAAAAACUUUGCUCAUAACAAAUAAUAGUUACUAUGGCUACUACCGGACGAGUCUUUUUAACACAUGUGCAUUUUCAAACUCCAGAUAAAUUACAAGAAAAUGAAGAAGAAAAUCCUAUGGAACAGAUAGAAGAUGAAGAAGAUGAUGACGAAGUACAAAAUUGGCAAGACGGACCCGAACUUCAUUCUGAUGGAUGGGAUACAGAUAUUGAAGAUGAUUUUGCAAAAGAAGAAUCAGCUCCUCACGAUAAUACAGGUGCAACUUUAUAUAAAGAAAAUUGUGAAAAAAGCGGUGUUGUUCCAGUUCGCUGUCUGUUACAGAGUCUGGGGGAAGGUAACUUAAGAAUGAGACAUCACUACUUAGGUGGAGAGGCAACAAAACCUUUAUCUGAAGCUUUAAAAAUUAAUACUGUAUGCGAAGAAAUUGAUCUCGCUGAUAAUUACAUCUCUGGAGAGGGAGCUGCCUAUUUAGCCAAUACUUUGAUUGAUAAUAUGUUUAUUGUUAAUUUAAAUGUCUCUUAUAAUUUCAUUGGUUCAAUUGGAGCAAAAGCAUUCGCCGAUAUGCUGGAACAAAACACGACAUUAAAAACAUUAUCAUUACAAGGUAACCAAUUAACGGAUUCUGACGCUCAAAAAAUUGCCGAAGCUCUCAAGAAUAACAUGUCACUAAGUUGUUUGGAUUUAAGUCACAAUCGUUUCACAGAACUAGGAGGAAUUUAUUUGGGUCAAGGAUUGGCUGUUAACAUGGGCUUGAGCGAUCUUGACUUAAGUUGGAAUGGUAUUAGGAGAAAAGGUGGUGAAGCUAUAGUCAAAGCCUUAAAGACAAACACGUCAUUAGAAAUAUUAGAUUUAUCUUGGAAUGGAAUUUCACUUCAGGGAGGAGAAGCGCUUGGUACGGCUUUAAGAAUUAAUAAAGGCUUAAAAGUAUUAGAUAUUACAAAUAAUCGAUUGAAUGAAUUAGCAGCCAAAAAAUUAGCUUUAGGUUUGUCAAAGAACCAAAGAUUAGAGACUCUAUUGAUGGGCUCCAACAUUAUUGGAAGUUCUGGAGUUGAAGCAGUAUUAAAAGCUACUAAUAAUCAUCCUAGGCUUAAAUUACUUGGAUUAGAGGAUAUUCAAAUGUCGCACCAAGUUCACGUUAAGAUACACAGCAUUAUCAAGGAAAAGGAAAUCAUGAUUAUGUAUACCGAAGGCGGUGGUCAACAAGCUAAAAUACAACAAACCGUUUUAGCAGUAUUUGAUAAGUUCAUUACGGAUAAUGCAGACAGACUUGAAGAUUUAUUUAAUCAAAUGGAUAAAGAUAAAAGUGGUGACGUCACACUAGAAGAAUUAAAGUUUGGCCUUAAAGAUUUCGGAUUAAGGUUAACUAGUAAACAGUUAGACAUGUUAAUGGACGUUUUAGACGCUGAUAAGAGUGGAACGAUAGAAUAUACUGAAUUAAUGAAUGGAUCUUCAAUGGUAAAUAAAGAAAAAGAAAAGAUUGCUAGAGCAAAGAGAGAAAAAGAAAUAAUGGCUGAAAGUGCAGCAGUUAAAAAGGCUAGAGAAUUGGAACAGAAAUCUCAAGUAGCGGCAUUAGUUGCACAAGCCGAAUCUGCAUAAAUAACGAUAUAUGACAUAUCUUCAUCUCUCAUAUAUCUAAUCUAUUUUCACCCAUCGACCAUUCCCUUAAACAAUUACCAAAAAUGCCCUUUCCCUUUCUUUCCCUUUGUUUUUUAUAUAUCAAAAGUGCCAUGAUCUCGUAGACACUAUAUACUUCAUUGUUUCCUAUUUAUUAAACACUUUUGUUAUAAAUACAAUACUAAACACAUUCAGAAUA
This is a messenger RNA of Dimorphilus gyrociliatus, 2530 nucleotides long. The record is from the annotation of a GenBank genome assembly. Lineage: Eukaryota; Metazoa; Annelida; Polychaeta; Dinophilidae.